AUGUUGCACCACCCCCGUCACCGCCCACGGCUGUUGCGACAGCGGCAGGAUAGCAACAGCGCCCUCCUCCCCGUCUCUGGCUCCGUCGUCGUCAGUAACCCGACUCCAACUGCGUCUGCUCUCGUCCAGAACACAGCUGCAGUGGCUUCCGGCACACAAGCAGGCGUACCGCUCGUCCCGUCUUCAGAUAGUUCCCAACCAACCAUAACCACUGCCGUAUCCGACCCAUCUACGGCCGCCACCUCCGCCGCCGCCACCACUUCAGACAAUCAAAUUCCCUUAAGCACGGUCAUUGGCGCGUGCGUCGCGGCGUUCGCAGUGCUCAUUCUUGCUGCCCUACUCGCCCUCUAUUGUUCUAAGCGCCAAAAAUUAAACCGAAAGCGUUCUCCGCCUGGGUGCCACCGUAACGCCGCAAAUGAUGUUUCGCGUCGUCGCUCUCAUCUCGAGCCUUGGGGUCGCUUACCAGAUGUCAAUGAAGAUCGUUGGGAAGGAAAAUUAUCCAUGAGACAACGUCCCCUUUCAACUCCUAUUGAGAAGUUGGCAGCGAUGUUCAAUCGUUCCCCGAGUACCACCUCUGGGGAGAAGUCAUCCGAGGGCCCUCACGUUCGCGAAUCUUUUGGCACAUUACAACCUUUCGAGAAAUACCAUCCUGACUUGGCUGCUGAGAUGGCUUCGCAGGCUGCUAUCGCAGAAACAGAUGCCAAGAUCACGAAACCACCUCCAGCACGGACAUUUGUGGGCCAUGUAGAGUCUUUCUCAUGGGACGGGGAAACUGUCCGGGGAGACUCUUUCUUGUCGAGAGGGUCACGGUUAUCAGGAAAUAUGUCACCCACUAUGAUGUGCAAGGAAAAGGUGACCCCUGCAGCGACAGGGUCAGAUCUGCAUCGCUGGCAAAGCGCAGAAGUCCUGCACACAGAUCAUCUGGAACGUGCAGAUGGUAAACAGAAUCCUUUCGCGGACACCGCGAUCGUUCCGCUGAAGAUGGCGGCAAGUAACCCCUUCUUCAAUGCACAGGAAAAGCCAACCAAACGGACGCUGCUUCCAAACACUACGGCAAAUCCUUUCGCUGACUUAUACUCAAUUACUGCACCCCCUACAGAAUCUACCACCAAUCCACCUCCUACCGGCAAUGGUCGAGCCCUACAAUCUCUCAUUGCGGCACUCGAAACGUCUCCUGCGGAGGUGGAGGGGCGUUUUCGCGCCAUUUCUAUGCAAUCGUCUGUUUAUUCCCGGGGUUCGUACCUAGCGAGCGAAACCGGCGAGGAUGCCAUCAGUAUAGCAGCUUUUCCUUAUCCUCCGACUUAAAUUCCGCACGCAUUGUUUUGCUCUCGUGGUGCUCAAGACCGUCCAAUUGCAUCGCUAGCCAUACGCCCUCCUUGCACAUCCUUACUUCCGACUACGUAUGUUAUUUCGUUUUUAUGUGUUGUUUCCUGUUUCCAUAUUGUGCAUAUCUAUACCUUUAUUAUGUUUUCACACAUGUACAGGCCGGGCGCGCACGCCGAUCUGGUAUCGACACCCACUUGGUCACUCCGUUUCACGCGUUACUUCGUGUACCUUGUUCUCGCACUUUGAUCGAUACUGGAAUGCGCGUUUUCCUUGUGCAAACAUGGCCUCCCACUUGCCCGUUUUUCCCCUUCGUCUCGUCACACGUAGGAGUACAUGCAAAUAUACAUCUGGUGAAUCGAAUGUCUAGCUCACAAUGUGGCCUUUCAACGACGGCACACCAUCGCAGGGCAGUCUCAAAUAUACUUGGC
Molecule: messenger RNA, 1754 nt
Organism: Pisolithus orientalis
Lineage: Eukaryota; Fungi; Basidiomycota; Agaricomycetes; Boletales; Pisolithaceae
Exons: 1
Coding region: 1-1305 (434 amino acids)
Source: RefSeq, a predicted model, not a curated record